UUCAUCGAGCUUAGAUCACUUACCAAUCUACUUAGUAGACAUCCUUGCUUCUGAAGAUUCAUGGCGAUGGGGUCUUUCCUGAUCCCUAUAUCCCUGCUGGUUCUCGCCGCGAGCUCGGCCGUGGCCCAGCUGGAGAUGGGAUACUACCGCAAGUCAUGCCCGGACGUGGAGGCGAUAGUCCGCGAGGAGAUGGUGAAGAUCAUCUCCGCCGCGCCCAGCCUCGCCGGCCCGCUCCUCCGCCUUCAUUUCCACGACUGCUUUGUCAGGGGCUGUGACGCGUCUGUGCUGCUGGACUCCACCAAGGGCAACCUGGCAGAGAGGGACGCCAAGCCCAACAAAAGCCUGCGGGGAUUCGGCUCCGUGGAGCGGGUGAAGGCCAAGCUCGAGGCCGCAUGCCCGGGCGUUGUGUCCUGCGCCGACGUGCUCACGCUCAUGGCCCGCGACGCCGUCGUCCUGGCCAAGGGACCCUCCUGGCCCGUGGCACUCGGCAGGAGAGACGGCAGCGUGUCCACUGCCACGGAGGCGAGCGACGAGCUGCCACCCUCCUUCGGCGACGUCCCUCUGCUCACCCGGAUCUUCGCCUCCAAGGGGCUCGACCUCAAGGACCUCGUCGUCCUCUCCGGCGCGCACACGCUCGGGACGGCGCACUGCCCGUCGUUCGCCGACCGGCUCUACAACACCACCGGAAACGGCCUCGUCGACCCGUCGCUGGACAGCGAGUAUGCCGACAAGCUGAGGCUCAAGUGCAAGAGCGUCGACGACAAGAGCAUGCUGUCGGAGAUGGAUCCCGGCAGCUACAGGACCUUCGACACCAGCUACUACCGUCACGUCGCCAAGCGCAGGGGGCUCUUCCGCUCCGACGCUGCCCUGCUCACUGACGCCACCACCGAGGAAUACGUCCGGCACGUCGCUACCGGCAAGUUCGACGACGCGUUCUUCAGGGAUUUCAGCGAGUCCAUGAUCAAGAUGGGCAACAUCGGCGUGCUUACCGGCCGUGAUGGAGACAUAAGGAAGAAAUGCUACGUCCUCAACUAGAGAAGCUAGUAGCGGAUUAAUGCCGUGGAACAAGUGUCUGUUGAAAAUUGGGACCAGAUGGUGUAUCUUAAUUUGUCUAUUGUUA
This is a messenger RNA of Triticum urartu, 1120 nucleotides long. RefSeq names its product peroxidase 1. Lineage: Eukaryota; Viridiplantae; Streptophyta; Magnoliopsida; Poales; Poaceae. Gene Ontology annotation, molecular function: peroxidase activity; heme binding. The record is from RefSeq and is a predicted model, not a curated record. Gene Ontology annotation, biological process: response to oxidative stress; hydrogen peroxide catabolic process.